AUGAGCAAGGUCGAAAACAUGGACCCUGUCUGGGAUGACCUCGAUAGGACUAUGGGCCAACUGUUCAUGAUGGGCUUCGAUGGCACCUCGGUCACUCCUCACAUUCGUACCCUGAUCGAGGAACAUCAUGUUGGCUCCAUACUACUUACUGCCAAGAAUUGCAAAUCCGCCGAAGAUACUACUGCGCUUAUCUACGAGCUCCAGAAGAUUGCCCACGAUGCUGGACACCCUGUUCCGCUGGCCAUCGGCAUCGACCAGGAGAAUGGCGGCGUCAACAGCCUUUUCGAUGACAUCUACAUCCGCCAGUAUCCUAGUAACAUGGGAAUGGCAGCAACCGGCUCCACGGACCUAGCCUUUGAAGUAGCCAAGUCGACUGCACAGGAGAUUGCAGCAUGUGGCAUCAACUGGAUCUUCGGGCCAUGUUUGGAUGUACUCACGAACGCGCGAAAUCAGCCUCUGGGGGUACGGACGGCUGGCGAUGAUCCUCAGGAGGUAUCCGCCUUUGGAUGCGCCUUUAUGGCAGGCUACAAGGACGCUGGCGUGGUGACUUUGGGGAAGCACUUCCCUUCGUACGGCAAUCUGGAGUUUCUGGGCUCAACACUUGACGUGCCGAUCAUCACGGAAUCGCUAGAACAACUAAGUUUAAGCGCUUUGGUUCCGUUCAAGAAGGCCAUCGAAAGAGGUCUUGAUUCCAUGAUGGUCGGUGGUUGCGCCAUGUCCUCAGCGGGCCUCAACGCGAUGCACGCGUGUCUGUCGGAACAAGUUGUCGACGACCUUCUUCGGAAAGACCUCAAAUUCGACGGUGUAGUGGUUUCCGAGUGUCUAGAAAUGGAUGCUCUCAGUCACAACAUCGGUGUAGGCGGCGGCACGGUCAUGGCAGUUAACGCCGGCUGCGACGUAGUCCUCCUAUGCCGGUCGUUCUCACUCCAACAAGAAGGGCUGAAGGGCCUCAAGACCGGCAUAGAAAGCGAAAUGGUCUCGAAGGAACGUAUCUUCAACUCACUCAGACGUGUGCUGGCGAUGAAGAAGAAGUGCACAUCCUGGGAAAAAGCAUUGAACCCGCCAGGUAUCAACUAUCUGGAAAAGUUACAGCCUUCGCACACCGCACUGUCAACGAAAGCGUACAACAGCUCCAUCACAGUCGUACGCGACAAGAAUAGGCUUCUGCCACUGACGAACAUACUCGAAAGCGAGGAGGAGCUUCUCCUACUGACACCAUUAGUGAAGCCUUUGGCGGCAUCCGCUGCAUCACGAGCUAUAUCCGACGCUGCCAAUGGGGCAGCGGGUCACUCGCCCGAGCCAGCUGCUUGGGACCGGAGUUCUUCAGUCAUGAGCGGAGAAAGAGUCUUCAAAGAACUGGGUCGUUCUCUUGCUAGACAGCGCAACGGACGACUGCUUCACACAUCGUACACUGCGAACGGUGUCCGUCCAGUUCAUGAAAACCUCAUCAAUCGGGCGAGUGCUAUUAUCGUCCUUACGGCUGACGCAAACCGCAACCUGUAUCAGCACGGAUUCACAAAGCAUGUCUCAAUGAUAUGCAACAUGCAGUACACAACUGGUGGAGAGAGGCGUGAGAAACCACUCAUUGUGGUCGCAGUCUCCUCACCGUACGACUUCGCAAUGGACAAUACCAUUGGGACCUACAUAUGCACUUAUGACUUCACCGAGACUGCACUCAACUCUCUAGUCAGAGUACUCUACGGCGAAUUAUCUCCCUCCGGAACGCUACCAGGAACCAUCAGCAAGAGCCAAAAGCUUCACCCAUCCAAACAGCAUUGGUUGGUCGAAAUAUUUAACGAAGAGCGAGACAGUAAUGCUCUGGAUACAUUGGUCGCAGCUGUCGCGGAGGAAACGGCACCAAACCAGCGGUCGGAGAUGUCGAGUGCAACUUCAACCUCAUUCAUCCUGCAUCACCCAGAGGUGGAGGAGUCACAUUUUGUUGUUAGAAACAGCAGCACACAAGCUCUGUACGGCUUCUGCUCAACGUACUUCUUCAAGGCUACGGGUACUGGUGUAAUUGGAGCUUUGUUCGUCGACCCAGCAAGGAGAAAGCUCUCCAUCGGCCAUUCCCUACACAAUCGGGCUAUUCGCACGCUGUUGCAGAAAGAAGGUAUCAAGAGAUUCCAGCUUGGAUCACGCCUGCCAAGUAUGUAUCUUGGAAUCCCAACCGGACACGGAAACGAGCGGAAACGGCUCCGAUCAUGGUUUGCACAGCUAGGCUGGGGUGCUGCACUUUCCCGUCCUGUCUGCAACAUGGUAGCGCGCAAUCUGCAGACGUGGAAUCCGCCGACUGGCAUGGCGAAAAGUCUAGCGAGCGCAGGCGCACAGUUUGAUCUUGUGUACGGGUGGGACUACGCGGGACCGAUACUCGACCAUAUCAAGACGAGCAACCGCCAGGGUCUAGCAGAGGUGUACAAACUUGCGCUUACGGACCCGACGGCUUGUGGCAUCAUCCGAGCCAAGCGACCAGAAGACGGUGCGUUGGUGGGCACUGUCGUGCUAUACAACAACCACUCACGACUUGCCGAAUACAUACCCCCACUGAAGGACCUGAACGAGGCGGCUGGGGGGAUCUCUUCGCCCGUCAUAUCACCUGGUGUAGGAGAAUACUCGACACUACUGCAGGGGCUGAUCCUACUCGGCAUGCGACAGAUCAAGCAGCUGGGAUGCAAUGCAUGCUUGCUCGACUAUAUGGACGGUGACGGCAACUUCGACGGCUUCUCGGCAAUGGGCUUCGAUGUCAUGCACAACUUUGAGGAAGUCAGCUGUGAUGCUGCGACCUGGACCAUGAUCCCGCCUGCUUGA
Molecule: messenger RNA, 2805 nt
Organism: Alternaria arbusti
Lineage: Eukaryota; Fungi; Ascomycota; Dothideomycetes; Pleosporales; Pleosporaceae
Exons: 6
Coding region: 1-2805 (934 amino acids)
Biological process (GO): carbohydrate metabolic process; peptidoglycan turnover
Molecular function (GO): hydrolase activity, hydrolyzing O-glycosyl compounds; acyltransferase activity, transferring groups other than amino-acyl groups
Source: RefSeq, a predicted model, not a curated record